CCGCCCGCCGCUCGACAUGGCCGCCGCGCUGGGGAGGCUGCUCCGCGCCGCGGUGCCCGUGGCUGCCGCCGCCGGGAGGAGAGGGACGGCACGGCCCCCGGCCUGCGCCCGCCGCCCCUUCAGCCUCGGCUCCUCGCGGCUCGCCGUGGCGGUGACCCAGCACGCCCCGUCCUUCAAGGGAACGGCCGUCGUGAACGGAGAGUUCAAGGAGCUGAGCCUAGAUGAUUUCAAGGGGAAAUACCUGGUUCUCUUCUUCUACCCCCUGGACUUCACCUUUGUCUGCCCCACGGAAAUUGUGGCCUUCAGCAACAAAGCAAAAGAAUUUCGUGAUGUGAACUGUGAAGUGGUGGCAGUUUCAGUGGACUCUCAUUUUACUCAUCUGGCAUGGAUAAACACACCACGAAAGAGUGGUGGUUUGGGAAAAAUGAAUAUUCCAGUUCUGUCAGACCUGACAAAAGAGAUCUCCCGUUCUUAUGGGGUGCUCCUGGAAGGACCUGGCAUAGCACUGAGAGGUCUGUUCAUCAUUGACCCAAACGGGGUCAUCAAGCACCUGAGUGUCAACGACCUGCCCGUGGGGCGCAGCGUGGACGAGACGCUGCGCCUGGUCAAGGCCUUCCAGUUCGUGGAGACACACGGCGAGGUGUGCCCGGCCGACUGGACUCCCAACGCCCCCACGAUCAAACCAAGCCCAGAAGGUUCCAAAGAAUAUUUUCAAAAUGUGCAUGGAUAUAAAUAAACAGUCAAAUAUGUGGACAAAAGUGUUUAGGUUUGUCUGCUGAAGACACUAGGAAAACAGCUGUGAUUGUAAAAAUUAAUAAUAAAAAUAAAAGCUGUCAUUUUCUCAUGUUUAAGAAGAAAUUAAAUGCUAAAAUAUU
Haemorhous mexicanus (house finch) is the source of this 875-nucleotide messenger RNA. It is a transcript of the gene PRDX3, whose product is annotated as peroxiredoxin 3. NCBI's taxonomy places the organism in Eukaryota, Metazoa, Chordata, Aves, Passeriformes, Fringillidae. The transcript has 7 exons. Gene Ontology annotation, biological process: cellular response to stress; hydrogen peroxide catabolic process; response to oxidative stress. Gene Ontology annotation, molecular function: thioredoxin peroxidase activity. The record is from RefSeq and is a predicted model, not a curated record. Gene Ontology annotation, cellular component: mitochondrion; cytosol. Bases 17 to 736 code for a protein of 239 amino acids.